This is a messenger RNA of Chaetura pelagica (chimney swift), 1445 nucleotides long. RefSeq names its product presenilin 2 (gene PSEN2). The record is from RefSeq and is a predicted model, not a curated record. Gene Ontology annotation, molecular function: aspartic endopeptidase activity, intramembrane cleaving. Gene Ontology annotation, biological process: calcium ion transport; protein processing; negative regulation of apoptotic process. The transcript is spliced from 10 exons. Gene Ontology annotation, cellular component: cell surface; neuronal cell body; mitochondrial inner membrane. NCBI's taxonomy places the organism in Eukaryota, Metazoa, Chordata, Aves, Apodiformes, Apodidae.
CAGCCUUGAGUAGUGCUUGGCUGUGCUUCUCCUGAGUGCUUCCUGGGAAAACGAUAAUGAUCACAUUCAUGACUAACUCUGACAGUGAGGAGGAGCCCUGCAAUGAGAGAACAUCCCUGAUGUCUGCAGAGAGCCCUCCAAUACCCUCCUACCAGGAUGGCCUGCAAGCCUCAGGAGCUGGGGAAUCCCAGGUACAUAGGAAGAGGCGAACAGGUGGCAGCCAUAGCCCUAACAAUGCUGCUGAUGGAGAUGUGUCUGGUUCAGGUGUUCCAAUGAGAGAAAGCACCUUGGAAAAUGAAGAGGAGGAACUGACUCUGAAAUAUGGAGCAAAGCAUGUAAUCAUGCUCUUUGUGCCUGUCACCCUUUGUAUGAUUGUUGUCGUCGCCACCAUAAAGUCAGUGCGCUUCUAUACGGAGAAAAACGGGCAGCUGAUCUACACCCCUUUCAGCGAGGAUACCCCAUCUGUGGGCCAGCGUCUCUUGAACUCAGUGUUGAACACUGUUAUAAUGAUCAGCGUCAUUGUUGUAAUGACUGUGUUCCUAGUUCUGCUCUACAAAUAUCGCUGCUACAAGUUCAUCCAUGGCUGGCUGAUCCUGUCAUCUUUGAUGCUGCUCUUCCUCUUUACCUACAUUUAUCUAGGUGAAGUAUUGAAGACGUACAAUGUGGCCAUGGAUUACCCAACUCUGUUCUUAAUCAUCUGGAAUUUUGGAGCAGUUGGAAUGAUUUGCAUACACUGGAAAGGUCCUUUGCAGCUCCAGCAAGCAUAUCUCAUUAUGAUCAGUGCUCUAAUGGCACUGGUUUUCAUUAAAUAUCUACCUGAGUGGUCAGCGUGGGUGAUUCUAGGUGCAAUCUCCAUCUAUGAUCUGAUGGCUGUUCUCUGUCCAAAGGGGCCACUGAGAAUGCUGGUAGAAACUGCACAGGAGAGAAAUGAGCCCAUUUUUCCUGCAUUAAUAUAUUCCUCUGCUAUGAUGUGGACAGUUGGAAUGGCAAAGCCAGACACAGCAGUAAGUGAACCAGGUCAGUAGACAUGGGAUGCAUGCUUGCUUGCAUCUGAGGAUGGAAGAGGGAACCACAGGAGCCCUUCACAUGCAGAUUCGCACAUAUUGGAGACAAGGAGUCCUGUUCCAACCCGCUCCAUCACUUCUUUCGAGGAGCUCGAGGAGGAGGAAAGGGGUGUGAAGCUGGGCCUUGGAGACUUCAUAUUUUACAGUGUGCUCGUUGGAAAAGCAGCUGCCACAGCUAGUGGAGACUGGAACACUACGCUGGCCUGCUUUGUAGCCAUUCUUAUAGGAUUAUGCUUAACUCUUUUAUUACUGGCUGUUUUUAAGAAAGCACUGCCUGCCCUUCCCAUCUCCAUCACCUUUGGCUUGGUCUUCUACUUCUCAACAGACAACCUUGUGCAACCAUUCAUGGACAUCCUGGCCUACCACCAGCUGUAUAUUUAG